AUGACCUCCGAAGAUCCAGACGACCAGCGCUCGUCUGCGUCUGGGAGCUCCGAUGCGAUGGCCCGCAAUGAGGGACCCUUUGUCUUGCGCACGCUGAUGGACGAGGUGCCCUUGUCUGCAGAUGGCGCCGGCGACGGCGUCAAGAUCAAUUGCGUCGAGUACCUAGAUCAUAACCUUUACGUCGGCACGAGCGCAUCCGAAUUGCUUCACUUUGUCCAAAUCCCUCCCGACCCCGCCGACCCAGCCGGACGACCUGCCUUUAUACUCGCUUCGAGGCUGCGGCCGGCGUUUGCCGAGUCUAGCAACUCUCGCCCAGGCGUGCAGCAGAUCCUGCUGCUGCCCAAGGUCGGAAAGGCCUGCAUCCUUUGCAACUCGACCGUCACAUUUUACUCGCUCCCCGAGCUGAGCCCGGUAUUCGGCACCACCCAGGUCAAGAACUGCAAUUGGGUUGGCGGCGUGGACUUGAAUCAGCCCCAGGAUGACGAUGGCGACCCAACCGCGGGCGUGUUUAUCCUCCUGUCGUUGAACCGGAGAAUCCAAGUCAAUAUCGACGUGCCCGGAACGACGAUAUCGGUUCGCAGAGACUCUAUCGCAUGCGUGGCGGACGCCAGGAGUUACUCCCUGCUGGACGUCGACAGACAGCUUCGCAUUCCGUUGAUGACUAUAUCGUCCCUGGAUGAUUCCCAGCCCGCGGGGGAGAUUGGCCAAGCCCAGGACAUCGCUGGCAGCGCCGACGGAGGGAUUCUGAGGAGCGUGUCUGCGGCUCAGAACCGACCGCUGCUGUCCGCGGGAGACCCCCAUGGACAUGCAAGAAGCACGAGCCUGGGUGGCCUCCUCAGCGGACGUCGUGACCAGAGUCCGCAAGGGGCGGUAGAUCGCGUGCUCCAGGGAUCGUCGCCACCGACCCCCUCGACCAGUCCGAGGCCUUCCGGCGAGGCCCAGGUGCCCCCGCCGUCGACAGACAAGCCACUGCCUGCUGCGCCGGGGGCCCAGACAUCUCCGACGAAGCCGACGCCGGUCUUCCUCAAGCCACACAUUGUCUCGCCUACGGCGGAGGAGUUUCUACUUGUCACCGGCACCGGGCCUCUCGACCCCGGCAUCGGCAUGUUUGUGAACCUCGACGGUGAUCCUACGAGGCCGACCGUCGAAUUUGACAGGUAUCCCAGGGAGGUCGUAGUAGAUGGCGGGUCGUCAGACAUGUCGUCGUCCAAAAUGGCACUCGCGGACGAGGAGGAAGGCUAUGUCAUCGCGUCCAUGACGAAGGAUUUCGAUACCGGCCUGCGUCACGGGCUGGAAAUCCAGCGGUGGGACUCUGACGGCACAGAGCCGACAACAUCAAAAUGGUGGCUCGAGAUAGACUCGCCAGACACAGACGCCACGAUGCCCCUGGGCAUCAGAUCCCUCAUGGGCGUGGAGGAGACGCACUUUGAGGAGAUUGUCGACCGGCUGUGCCAGAGAAAGUUCUCGCCCUUUUCCGGAGGCGGGCUAGAAAACCCGAUUUUCUCCCCGCGGAGUGCAGAUGCACGCACUGCCUCAUCCCUGGAGCGAAUGACCAAGGAGCGGGAGCUGUUCGAUUCUGCAUCGCAGGACGAAGACGCGUUGCCGGAAGGGUGGGAGGAAAGCAGGAACGCGGAAGAAAGAGAAUUCGCAAGACGGCUGGCCGACGCCAGCUCGAGAAUCGCAGUCUGGUCGGGCGACCACAUAUGGUGGGCCGUUCGCAAUCCCUUGCUGCUGCGGCUCGAAGCCAGGCUCGAAGCUGCUUGCGCACAGGAUGGUGCUUUCAACCCCGCCAAGCUCGACCGACAUGCGGUUUUCACGGUCCUCAACUCCUUCCGGGGCCAGGACGCCAAGUCAGAGUUGGAGUUCGUGACGUUCAGCUACCUGCGACAGCGCGCCGGCGUCCUGCUCUUGACGAGCCUCUUCCACGCGGCGGAGGCUCCGUUCUCGGACGGCGAGCUGAAGGCGCUGGAGGAGGUCCUCGUGGACAGCAGCCUCGACCCGCGCGUGGUCCUCUCCCUGGUCCCCGGCCUGCGUAACGAGAUCGUCGAGAGCCGGAGGGGCAUUUGGAUCUUUGGCGGGGUGAAGAAGACGACAGAAAACUACCUAGAGAGCGAGCACUUCCAGAAGGCGAGCCAUUCGGUCAGUGACCUCGAUACCAAGGUCAUGCAGUUCCUGCGGCGCUUUCUGGCGGCUUGGAGAAAGAAGAAGGGCUUUGGCAGUGUCGCUGACGAGAGCGAAGUCUUCCGGACGGUCGACGCCGCCCUUUUGCUGGUGCUUCUCGAGCUGGACCAAAAGUCUCCCAAGGGUCUGGCGAAGAAGAGUUCCUCCGUCAGGUCGGAGCUAUACGACGUUGUCGACAAGGGCGUAGACUGCUUCGACCGGGCGGCCGGGCUCCUGGAGACGUACCACCGUCUUUUCGUGCUCAGCCGGCUGUACCAGAGCCGAAAGAUGGCGGGCGACGUGCUCGCGACGUGGCGCCGCAUCGUCGAGGGCGAGCGGGACGACGGCGGGGAGCUGAGCGACGGCGAGCAGCGCGUCCGCGAGUACCUCACGAAGAUCAGCAGCCAGGCCCUCGUCCGCGAGUAUGGCGUCUGGCUUGCCAGCCGCAAUCCCAAGCUGGGCGUGCAGGUGUUCGCCGAGGACAAGGGCAAGGCAGCCAAGUUUGAGCCAGCGCAUGUCGUGGAGAUCCUCCGCGAAGAGGCGCCCGACGCGGUCAAGUACUACCUCGAGCAUCUCGUCUUCGGCAAGGGGCACACGGAAUACGUGAACGAUCUCAUCGCAUACUACCUGGACAUUGUCAUAAGCGAUCUCGAGUCGUUCCCGGAAAGCCGAGAGGCCUUUGCCGGCACAUACACAGCGUACAGAGCGCUGCAGGCGCCCAAGCCGACCUACCGACAGUUCCUCACGGAUAACGCGCCGGAGGACAACGAGGUAUGGCACAGCCGCCUGCGGUUGCUGCACCUGCUCGGGGAGGCCCACCAGUACGACGCCGCAGCCAUCAGGGAGCGCAUCGCGGCCCUCCCAGACGAGCUCCUCGUCCCCGAGACCAUCAUCCUGGACGGGCGUGAGCGACGGCACGAGGACGCCAUCCGGCUGCUGGUGCACAAGCUCGGGGACUACGACACGGCCGUCUCGUACUGUCUGCGCGGCGGCUCCAGCAUUUACAGGCGUCCCGACGGCAGGCGGGAGAGCACGCCGACCCACGACAUGCAGGCGCGGCUCUUCCGCGCGGUGCUGGGCGAGUUCCUCGCGAUUGAAGACGUCAGCGACCAGAUCGAGCAGACGAGCGCGCUGCUCGAGCGCUUCGGCGGCUGGUUCGACGUGGAAGACGUGCUGGCCCUCAUCCCGGACGAGUGGUCCGUCGACGUCGUCGCCGGCUUCCUCGUCACGGCGCUGCGCCGCAUCACGCAGGAGCGGCACGAGACGACCGUGACCAAGGCGCUCAGCUCCGCGGAGAACCUCCGCGUGAACCACGAUCUAAUCGUCAAGGUGGACGAGAAAGGACCAUCGAUAGAGGCGCCGAAUUAG
This is a messenger RNA of Colletotrichum aenigma, 3528 nucleotides long. RefSeq names its product Transforming growth factor-beta receptor-associated protein 1 (gene Tgfbrap1). The record is from RefSeq and is a predicted model, not a curated record. Lineage: Eukaryota; Fungi; Ascomycota; Sordariomycetes; Glomerellales; Glomerellaceae. The coding region runs from base 1 to 3528 and encodes 1175 amino acids. Gene Ontology annotation, cellular component: fungal-type vacuole membrane; cytoplasm. The transcript has 3 exons. Gene Ontology annotation, biological process: endosomal vesicle fusion; autophagy; vesicle-mediated transport.